AUGGAAAAUCAAAGCCAAGUGACUGAGUUCAUUCUCUUGGGACUUACACAAAUUCCAGGUGUUCAGAAAAUCAUAAUUAUUAUAUUUUUGCUGGUCUAUCUUGCAACUCUUGGGGGAAAUUUGUUUAUUGUGCUGACCAUUAUUAGCAGCCCCUCACUCUUUGCAUCCCCCAUGUACUUCUUUUUGGCUUUCCUGUCCUUUUUGGAUGCAUGUUUCUCCUCAGUUAUUGUUCCCAAAGUCAUUGUUGAUUCAUUUUAUGAGAAGAAAACCAUCUCCUAUGAAGGCUGCAUGACUCAGGUUUUCGCAGAACAUUUUUUUGGUGGUGCUGAGGUGAUUGUCCUUACUGCCAUGGCCUAUGACCGGUAUGUGGCCAUUUGCAAACCUCUACACUAUGUGACCAUUAUGAGCAGGCGUUUAUGUUUACUACUUGCAGGGGUGGCCUGGGCAGGAGGAUUCUUGCACUCUAUCAUCCAAAUGUUCUUCAUUUUACCAUUACCAUUUUGUGGCCCUAACACAAUCAAUCAUUUCUUAUGUGAUUUGUAUCCUUUGCUGGAACUAGCCUGUACUGAUACACAUGACCUUGGACUUAUGGUAGUAGCCAAUAGUGGGUUCAUGUGUAUUUUGAUUUUCUCCCUCUUACUUGUCUCUUAUGGAGUUAUCCUAUAUACCUUGCGGACAUAUAGCACAGAAGGACGACGCAAAGCCCUCUCCACUUGUAGUUCCCAUAUCACAGUUGUACUAAUGUUGUUUGUUCCAUGCAUUUUUGAAUAUGCAAGACCUCCCACCACUUUCUCCUUUGAUAAGAUGUUGGAAAUAUUUUACACUAUUCUGACACCUUUGUUAAACCCCUUCAUCUAUACAUUUAGAAAUAUGGAGGUAAAAAAUGCCAUGAGAAGACUGUGUUGUCAGAAAACAUUUUCUAUUAAAAAAUAA
This is a messenger RNA of Monodelphis domestica (gray short-tailed opossum), 933 nucleotides long. RefSeq names its product olfactory receptor 4C15-like. Gene Ontology annotation, biological process: G protein-coupled receptor signaling pathway. Gene Ontology annotation, molecular function: G protein-coupled receptor activity; olfactory receptor activity. The record is from RefSeq and is a predicted model, not a curated record. Gene Ontology annotation, cellular component: membrane. NCBI's taxonomy places the organism in Eukaryota, Metazoa, Chordata, Mammalia, Didelphimorphia, Didelphidae.